Molecule: messenger RNA, 1210 nt
Organism: Rhizopus microsporus ATCC 52813
Lineage: Eukaryota; Fungi; Mucoromycota; Mucoromycetes; Mucorales; Rhizopodaceae
Exons: 2
Coding region: 333-875 (180 amino acids)
Source: RefSeq, a predicted model, not a curated record
CAUCCUUAAUUUCUUUUGUGGAGCUCGUUCACUCUUGUUAGGGAAAAAAAAAACUGUUGUAAUAUAUACAAAUUAUGGCAAAAAGGAACGAAAAGGACAUGUAAGUAGGAAUGUUUUUGAAGAGAGAGUUGAUGUGUGAUCUAAAAAACUGUAAUAUUAAAAAGUGAUAAUGACCUCGCAGAAAGAUUUAACAAAGUCUUUGCCACUCAAGCUAUCGCAGCACGAAACGACUAUCAAAUACCAACCAACUUGGACGAAAAGGAUAUUGCACAAGAGGUAAGAAUGAUUCUUGGGAAAAAAAAAAUUAAUCAAAAGGGGAAAAGAUUGAGAAAAUGCUGUAUGAGACUGAUGACGAAGAGGAUGCGAUUGAUGAUUAUAUCUAUGGUGUCCUCACUCAAUCUGAACCACAAUCACAACAAGGGCCCAUACAGCAAAAGAUGAAGCAGAUUGAGGAUAUACUUCUGGGUCCAGACAAUCUCAUUGGAUCGGAUGAGAGCGAUGCCUUGAUAAAAAAAGCCAUAGAAGAAAAUAGACUAGAUGAAAAAUACCAGCAAUUUACAGCCAAACGAGAUACAGAGUUACAAGAAAGACUAAAGAAUAUUCAGAAUUAUGUCCCUUCAAGUAGUACGUCGUGUAGUGCAGCUAUUGGUGAUAAACCAGUUGGACCUGUUCCCAAAGCUAUCUCAACUGAAGACUUGUAUGAUGAAACAGAUGAUUGGUGCUGUGUAUGCAAUGAGGAUGCUACUAUAGAAUGUGAAGGAUGUGAAGAUGACAACAAGUACUGUACCGAGUGCUUCUUUCAAACACAUCGUAGUGAAUUUGCAGACUAUGAAGCAACUAGGCAUAAAAGCAAAAAAUACCAAAAGAGAGCAUAAAGAGGCAAUUGAACACGUUUUGACUAUUAAAGUAAUAAAAGCAAUCGUCGUCCUCUAGUGUUUCACGUCAAGAUAUCCUAACAUGAUGGGGGUGAAAGAGCAUCCAGACAAAAAAAUAUAUAUAGUUACAUCAGUGUAACCUGUUGACUAUGCUGUAAAGCUACUUGCUUGAUCUCCCGCUCGGAAUAACGACCGAUCACGACUUUUCUAAAGUUGCCAGGCAUAAAUUUAUGCAAACUGUAUUUGUUGCGUAAUGACCACAGUCAUAUUGCUUUGAAUAAAAAAAAAAACGAUGUGAAAAUAAGCUCUGUAUCACUUGAUAACCAUCCUCCAAG